AUGGCGAUGUCGUUGCUGGAUGCGCCUUCACCAGCUUCAGAUCCGAUAGGAGUGGACGUAACGCCACCCUGUCUUGCGGGAUACCGUGUCUACAAGGACCACAGGAGUAAGAACAGGUUCUAUCGUGACUUCCGCCGCCGUAAGCGCGACCUGACGGUGGUGGAGUCUCGUUUUGGCGAUGUGCUGAGAAAGGAUGGGAAGAGGCAGUCGAAGUCACCGCAGCGACUCCUGGAUGCGUUCUUCAACCAGCUGGGAUGCAUCCGCCCGCAGUUGGUGGAGUAUCUGCGGCGCAACCCCGGUUUGCUCGUGGAGCGCCUGCAACGUUACUUCGGCGUAUCUGUGCAUUUAACGGCUCCGGAUAACGAUGUGGUGGCUAGCUCGGCUUUUCCGGACCCGCGCAGCGCAGAAGCUGCGGCGGCGGCCCCGGACACCGCAGCAGGGGAAGCCCCUUGCGAAGGGGCGUCGGUUCCGUGCCCGGAAUCGGAUAUUGGCAAAGAGCUGUUGACUUCUGUGUUGGAGACUUUAUCGCAAAAGUACGAAAUAAUUUCGUCGUUGGAAUCUCAGGUGUAUGAGCUGUCUCGGGAAAACACCGAGCUGUCGCUGAAGCUCUCCGACGCCUAUUCGGAGCUGCUCCAACUCGAGCUGGACAGAUCCGGUUCCGAGCAGCGCUAUUUGGACGCCCUUACCAGUCUGACUGAGAGCGUGUACAUAUCCGCCACCCAGUGCUCAAACCUGCAGAACCUGGUCAUAAAACGUGGCAAGCAGUUGACCGCUCAGGCACAUUCCCUGUUCCUGGCUGAGAACGCUUUGGCACAACAGUGUCUGUUGAACAACGUGCCGUGCCCCGUGUUGAGCAAGGCUUGUUCGCGUUUCGCAUACGACGCGUCAUCUUUGGAAAAUUCGGGCUCCACGGCCCCGAACAUUGCACGCUUUACACUUAACGACGCCGAUUGUGCAACAAGCGCUUACGAUUCCGAUCUGCAGGGCUCUUUAUACGACGAGGGUCCAACUUCCGCUGGUGUGCCGUCUGGAGAGAAAGGCCUGCUCUCGGCCACUUCGUUCUACGAGUCUGGCGGCGACUCGGCUCGUUCACGCCAAGAUCAACAACCGUCUAACGAGGGCGAGCUCAUCAUUGCAGAAUUUGACGGGAAUAAAGCUGUGAGUGUGUGUCACUUCCCCGAUGCACCCUCAGCCCUGCCGGUACAAACUGCAUCUCCAGAGUCUGGCGCUGCCACGAACGAUGCGCCCGUCGUUGAAGGUGAUCUCGUGCGCGAAUCCCACGUUGAGAAGCUGUUGCUAGACGUGUCUACCAACCCUCCGCGCGAAGGUGUAGAGCAGGCUUCCUCUCAGGUGCUCCCUCCGGUGUUAGGUUCGCCCGCGUUAGACUCCGUGGCUGCUACUGCUGUUAUGCCUUCCGAGCCCGCCAAUGCCACGUUGCCUUCGCCUGCUGCAGCCCCCGUUUCCGGUUAUUCUGGCGACCACGUGCGCGACGACGCCAAGGUGCGGGAGUUGAUUGCCGAGAUCUCCGUGAUCCAGAAGAAGUCGCAGUCGUACGUGCGGCACAUACGCGCGCUGAAGCGCGAGAACGAGCGCCUGAGAAGCCGUGCACGGCUGCCUGAGGAUUUGCGGGCUGAGGUGUCGACCGGCAGUGCUGGUCCCUUCGAUUACCGGAUGUCUGGCGAUGUAGCGUCGAUCGGUUCGGCCUUUUACGCCGCAGCGGGUGCAGGUCCCUCGCGCGUCUCUCCUGAGGAGGACACUAAGGUGAAGGAGCUGAAGGCUGAGAUAUCCAUCCUGCAGAAGCAGAUCCAGCGUUCUCAGGAGGCCAGCGAGGACCGUCAGCGCCUGCAGGACCAGCUGGCCGCCGAGGAGCGCCGCAACCGCGAGCUGUAUUCAGAGCUGUCAGUGGCUCGACGCAAAUUGGUGACGUACCACAAUGAGCUCGAGCAGCUGCUGCGGUCAUAUGGCGGCGGUGCGCAGGCCGCGGCUGAUGCCAACCAGUCAAGCACGGUAGUUUCGCAGGACUACGACCGCUCAUCCAAGCUGGGCGCGACAGUGUCGGAGCUGAAAACGGUGCUGAUGACACUGAACGGCCGAGUGCAAUCGUACGAAUCUGACAACGACGCGCUGCGCUCCGAGCUGGAUCACCUGCGUAGCAAGCUCUCGGCUGUGCACGAUGAGUUGGGCCACCUUCGCAGCCAAAACCAGGCGCUGUUCGCCGACACUCGUGAGGCCGGGUGCCUGGCGUUCGACCGGCUGCUCCACUGCCUGACAGACGCCCUGGGCGGCAUGACCCGCACGUCGCUCGAGGAGUUGGAGGCCGCGCCCUCUGAGCAAGGCACGACCACGUUGUCUCAGCUUGGCACUGACGACCUGACUGCCGAGCGCAUCACAGUCCUGGAGUUCGAAAACAAGUUGUUCAGUGACAAGCUGUCAUCGCUGUUGGAUAUCGUCCACCAGAGCUCGCUGGAGCGCUUCCAAAUGCACACCACCAUAGCGCGCCUGAACAGCGACCUGCACAGCUCGCACCAGCAGCUGCUGAAGUUCUCCAACCAGUCGUCGGUUUUGCUGGACACCUCCAACGAGCUGGCCGCGCUGCGCGCCAGGUGCGCGACGUAUGACGACCAAGUCAACCGGCUGAAGCAAAUGAACACCGACCUCAGCGACCUGAACAACCGUCUGGGGGACGACUUGCGUAACCUGGAGGAGAAGAGCGCAUGCGCCAGCAACGAGGUGUCCGCGCUGCGCGAGGAGGUCCGGCAGCUGCAGUCGUUGCUGGUCGGCGACACGCAGGCUGCGCAUGACGCCAUACGCGACCGCGUGUCAAUCAUUCGGUUGGAGGGCAGGUGCAAAUUCCUGGACGAGUCCGUGAGCAACGGCCGCGUGGAGCUGGAGUCGCUGCGCGGCAAGAACUCCGACCUUGUGAAAUCGGUGAUGGAGCUCCGGUACGCCCUUGAGCAGGAGCGCGCCUCCAACGCCGAAUACCUGAAGCAGGUCAAUGCAAUGUCAGAGGCUGAAGGCAGGCUCCGCAACCAGCUGGAUCGCCAGGAAACCCAGAUCGAAGGUCUGAGGGCAUCCGUGGCCUCCCUCACCGAGUCGCUGCAGCAGAACGCUGCCGAUAUGCGUGCCGCGUCGGAGCGUUUGCUCGAGAAGGAACGGUCUGAGAGCGCGUUGUCAUCGACCAUCGACUCUUUGGGCGCCUCGUUAAAUUCGUUGCUUUCCUCGGUGCGCGAUGCGAAGCCCAUCCCCUUGGCACCUGCCGACCUGGGUCCCAUCGACCUCUCGUCGAUCCCCAACUUCAACCUGACUGUAUACUACGGGGUGCUGGACACGAUCCAGAAGAGCGCAAUGGACAGCCACGACGUAACCGACAUUGGCGCCACCGCCAAGGUUGUGUCACUGGCGCGUGACAAGGUAUGCAACAUUUUGAAGUGCAACUACCUUUUGGGCGCGCUUGCGUCCGGGUUAUGCCGCCAGCUGCAGGAGUUCAGCGCCUCGCUGGUUGCGGCCGCUCGGUCGCAGGACUGCUCUGUGACGCCACUCGUGAAGUGCCUGGGUGAGAGCGUGAACCUGGAGCUUCUGAGGGCCGACUUCGCCAACCGCAUGAGCCGGGCGCAUGCGCACACCAAGGAGCUGAAGGCGAUCAUCCGCCACCUGUACAAGAACAACCCGGCCGACGUCAUCAACCGUCUGAAAGACCACUACGAGGACGCCCUGGGCAAAUGCCAGGUUAAGAUCGAGCAGCUGUCCAGCGUGAUAAAGUCCAAGGAGGAGGACCAGUUGAAGCUGAAGCAGGAGAAUUCCAAGCUGAUGUCCGACUGCUCCACCGCCGCCCAUGCUCUGAACGAGUUUGACAAGCGUUUGGAGUUGCAGGCGCAGGAGCGCUCAUCUCUGUGCGCCUUUGCGCUGUCCUUGCUACCGCCCGCCGCGCAGACCGACUGCGAACAGGACGACCUGCGUGGGAUUUUGGCAGCGCUAAGGAACGUCAUAUCGAAGCUGGCGUCAUAUCGCGAUAAGUACAAAAAGUUGCUCGAUAACCCGCCGGAGCCCAAGGUGGUCACCGUCACGGUGCCCGCGCCGGCCCCAGCACCUCAGCCGGAGCCCAAGGCUGCGCCGGCCCCUGGUGCCGCGGAACCCGCCGAGCAACGCGCUGCUAAAGCGCCUGGCCAUACCUCCGAUGAUGGCCGCGGUGCAGGCAACUACAUCCCCAGCAGCGUCGGUCACGGUCACGGUCACGGUCACGGCCCCGGCCACCCCAACCCUCUUCGCGACCACGCCGUCCGCCGUGCCGCACCCAGCGACGUCCCGCUGCGCCUGGAACGCGCGUUGAAGGACGUCGACGCCAAUGUGCGCUAUUAUGUGAAGAACAUAAAGUCGACGUUGCGCGACUAUGUGCGCAACCUCGCCGCCACCCAGGCUGAUGCGAGUGAAACGGACUACGAAAGCCCCCGUACGCGCUCAGUAGGCCGUUCCGACGUCACUGUGGGCAAUAUAGGCGACUUUUCGGACACUGAGUCCGAAUCGUCUGAGCUGCUUUUCUCCGACAAGCCCGCCGCCGAGGACAUCAUUCGCAGUCACGCUCGCCAAUUCGAGUCCAUCUGCGACUUGCUGGACCACGCCAGGGACGUGCAGUCGCAGGUGAUGGAGCGGCCGCCGCGGGUGGUGUAUGUGGACACGCCCAAGCCGGCGCCCGUCCGCCCGGCGCUGGCGUCCACCUCCGACAUGGCCGUGAUGCACCACUUCCACCACCUGUGCGCCGCCCUGAAGGAGUACGUCGCCGGCAGGCCGAUCGCGCUGAGCGUCGACGACGUGUUCUACCAGCUGGAGCUGGUGAUGCUGGACCAGGGCGACCGCGGGCGUCGCCGCGCCAAGUGGGACCACUGUGUGGGCAACAUGGUCUCCGUCGUUAUCGACGUGCUGCGCAGCAUAUCGCUUGAUCGCAAGGAGAGCGUCGACGGUCUGCGGCGCAGGUGCAGCGUGGCGUCGGCGGCGCUUGAGGAGGCCCAGGCCCUGUGCCGCCUGCGGGAGGAGGAGCUCCACCGCCGCACCACCGAGCUGAGCGAGGCAUGCAGCCGCCUCGAGUCCCUGGAGCGCCACUGCCGCAAGGUCGAGGUGGAGCUCGAAACGCUCUCUGCCGAGGUUCCUCGCGUCAACGAGCGCGAUGUGCGCGCGCUGGAGUCCUCGCUCGCCAACCGCGAGGAGGACGUCCGGCGCCUGUCUAAGGAGGUGUCGAAGCUCCACUCGGUCGUGUUCGACCUCGAGGAGGUGAACGAGCUGCUGUCGCAGCAGCUGUCGCGCGCCAAAACCGACUCCGAGCGCCUGGGCGCGACCGUGGACAAGCAGCAGCGCGAGAUCUCGAGCCUGAACAGCGAGCUGGCGCUCCUCGAGCGGCGCACGGGCCGUGGCGCGCGCUACGCCGUCUGGCAACCCGCAUUUAAUGUUAAUAUGUUCUUAGUCCGCACUAAUUUCGCGCCGUACGCGUGCCGCGUGGCUGCGCGGCGGCGGUUCCUCUCCUCUGGGUGCCCUUCCGGCGCGGCGGAGGCCGGGCACAGCGACUCCUGCGAGCUCGGCGAGCUGCGCAGCGCCUGCACAUCGGCGCCGGCCGCGGGAGCCGCCCUCUCUCUGGACGACCUGCGGCAGGUGACGUCGCGGUUCCGGCGGCUGCACCGCAAGGGCGUGGUGGACGCCGAGCUGUGCGAGAAGUACUCCGCGCUGCUCAUGAGCUACGCCGACAACGCCGCCGGAGCGGCCGCCCUGUCGCUCGACGAGUGCUUCGAGCUGUUUGUGAGCCAGUGCGAGACAAACUCCUCGAGGCAGAUAUCGCUGCUCGCCUCGCGGCUGCUAGAUGUGAUCAAGGCCAACGACGCGGGUUCUUCGCUGCCUGUGGCGCUGAAGGCGCUCGUUCGCCUCCAGCGCGCCAAGAUAUCGUACCCCGAGCUGCUGGACUACGUGUCCGGGCACGUGUCGGCGCUGAGCCCGCCGCAGCUCGCCGACUUCGCGUGGGCGUGCUACUCCGGCGGGCUGCGGUCCAAGCACCACCUGGACGUGGCGUACGGCGAGUGCCUGCGCCGUUUGUCGGAGUUCGACCUGGCGGAGCUGCUGCGCGUGCUGCGGAGCUUCAGCUACUUCUCGUACGAGUACCGGGCCGUGUUCGAGCAGAGCCAGCCCGCGUUGCGCGGCGAGCUCGGCAAGCUGUCGCAGGAGGACCUGCUGAUGCUGCUGAACGUCUGCAAGACGCUGCAUCGCGAGGGCGAUUUCGUGGAGCUGCGCGACGGCAUCCUCGGGCACCUCAUGGACGACCUGGGGCAGUAUCCCACUCGUUUCCUGCUGCAAUGCCUGGCCCACCUGACUCGCGGCAGGCGCACCCAGGUCGGCGGGCGCUUCGUGUCGCACGUGCUGCGCAACGAGGCCGAGUGCGCGAGGGAGUACGCCCGCAUGACGGUGCCGGCGCUGGUGUCGGUGAUGCAGUGCCUCGAGCUGUGGCGCACUCGCAUGUCGCACUUGACGGUCAUUCUGCGCCUGUUGGGCGAGCGUGUCCGGGAGCUCGCCUUCUCGCGGAACCUCGGCUUGUGGGCCGAGGUCUACAACGUCGUGUACAGCACCGGGUGGUUCAGCCCCGAGUUCAUGCGGGCCGGCGUCGAGCACAUUAUCGCGGAGCCCCAGAUUCUGCACCGCGUGUCAUGCCACCAGGUGGUCAGGGUGCUGCAGACCUUCUACAAGCUCCGCUACUACCACCGCGGCUCCUACGAGCGUAUGUUGGGCGUGUUUCUGGAGGACUUCGACGGCGUGAGCGGCCGCCUCAACGUGGUGUGCGAGGCGCUGCUGGCCGCCGCUGACGCCAACAUCGAGAUGCCCCAGCUGUACGAGCGGUGCCUUGCGCACCUCUCCAGCGCGUUAUCGGAGCUGUCGCUGACCGACUGCGAGGACCCGCUGUCGGUGAUGGAACAGAGCCACCUGUGGCCGCGCAACGUGGUCACCAGCGCCUGGUCGUUCUGCGUGAUGGGCUACAACAGCGACCCCCGGUUCAAGGUGCUGCUUGAUUUGCUGGGCCUGCCCUGCGUGUAUGAGUACCCCCACCAGUCCAGCGUGGUCCUCAUGGCCCUGGAGGCGGCGGAGUCCACGUUGGUGUCGGGUAACUGGGCGGGCGAGUGCGAGGCGCUGCUGGAGACGUACGGCGACCGUAUGCGGGAUCUGGAGCGCACCGACCCCGCGUCAACGCUGCACGACGUCGACCCCGAGGACAGCAUGCGCGACCACGUGGACGCCCGCAUGACGUUCGCGCAAUGCCAGGACGCGCACUUCCACAAGGGCCGAAUGCGGGCAACAAAGCACAUCUCAGAUAUACUGUACCACCUCGGCCGCCGGGACGUGCUGGUGCGCGUCGCCCCGCACUACAACUCCCCCUACCUGAUCGACGUCUGCCUCUCCAACGAGAGCAAGAAGGGCAUGGUGCUGUUCAGCGGCCGCGAGCUGAUGCGCGACCACGUCGAGGGGAAGUGGAGCGUGGUGGAGACCGGUUCGACGCGCCUGAAGCGUUCGAUCCUGGCCAGCACUGGCUGGCAGGUGUUCGAGAUCAGCUGCGGCGAAUGGGCCCAGCUGCAAACGUCUGUGGAGCGGAAGCAGUUCGUGCGCGCCGCUUUGAGCGCCUUGGACAUCGAAUGCUAA
This is a messenger RNA of Babesia bigemina, 7662 nucleotides long. RefSeq lists its product as hypothetical. NCBI's taxonomy places the organism in Eukaryota, Apicomplexa, Aconoidasida, Piroplasmida, Babesiidae. The record is from RefSeq and is a predicted model, not a curated record. The coding region runs from base 1 to 7662 and encodes 2553 amino acids. The transcript has 12 exons.